CUCAGAUAACGCGUUUGCGGGUCGAGCAAUAAGUUGUGCCCGCCCGUUUCUCCGCCGUUUCUCCACCUAAUUGGGGAAACAGAAAUAUGGAUCAGCUGGAUGAAGAAUCAAAGCUUGCGCUCACGGAGUUUAAAGAAGGGGUUCAGGAUUGCGCUAGCAAGUUGUUGGAUACGAGGGAUGAAUUCUACCUGAAAUGGCUGGUCGCUCGGUCUUAUAAUGUCGCCGAAGCCGAGAAAAUGCUGCGCGCAUCACUGGCGUGGCGGCAGGCGAAUGGAGUGGACGACAUUUUAAAUUGGACUCCCCCUGAAGUCCUUCAGAAAUAUUAUUCCCUGGGAAAACUAGGACAUGACAAAUUCAACUGUCCCGUUUACAUUUCCGCUCAGGGAAAUAUGGAUUUGCGAGGGAUUUUCCAGUCCAUUACCAAGAAGGAUUUCAUGCGUUUCCAAGCCUACACGACCGAAAGGAUCAACAAGGAAAUGCGGGAGGAAAGUUUGCGCACAGGAACCAAUAAAAAUUGCCAGGUGGUGUUCAUCGGUGACAUGACGGGCCUCUCAAUGAGGCAAAUGACAUACAAGCCAGUUAUGGACGCCGGAAGCGAACAGACGAAAGUUUACGAAUCAAAUUAUCCGGAAAAUAUCCGUCGAAUGUUCAUUAUCAACGCGCCCAAGAUUUUCACAGUUAUCUUCAACAUUAUGAAACCUUUCCUGCAUCAAGCUACACUUGACAAGAUAAGGAUUUUCGGAUGCAACAAAGAAGAAUGGGCAGCCGCUUUACUGGAAGAAAUAGAAGCUGAUAACUUGCCACUUUACUAUGGCGGCACUAUGGUCGAUCCUGACGGGGAUCCAAAAUGUCCUAGCAAGUUCAACAUGGGCGGAGAAGUUCCUUAUUCGUACUACUUGAGCAACAGCGCACCUGUGCCCAAGGAUUACAUGGAAACCAUCAACAUCAUCGCCGGAGCAGGCGGAUUUAAGAAACUGAAAUACAAAAUCGAUGUCGCCAAUUCAAUUUUGAGAUGGGAGUUUAUGACAGAGGGAGGAGAUAUUGGCUUCAGAGUUUAUUACAAAAGUGCCGAGGAAGGCAUCAUCGACUUGGUACCUUUGAGUCGAAUAGAAAGUCACCUGGUCACGGAAGAAGGCCAAUACAUUUGCGAGGACCCAGGGAAAUACGUGGUGGUGUUUGAUAACACUUUCAGCAUUUUACGACCCAAGAAAGUCCGUUACUACGUCGUCGUCGAUCCUCCACCACCCGGAAUUCCAACAACUGCCGUUGUCGGAUGAGGGGAAAAAAACACACGUUCUCCAAUAUUCAAUGCCAUUGCAAAUUCAGAUACAAAUAUUUUGUUUUAUCAGUUAAAAAAUAAACAGAAAUGUUUAU
This is a messenger RNA of Daphnia pulex (common water flea), 1374 nucleotides long. Its product is annotated as SEC14-like protein 2. NCBI's taxonomy places the organism in Eukaryota, Metazoa, Arthropoda, Branchiopoda, Diplostraca, Daphniidae. The transcript has 10 exons. Gene Ontology annotation, cellular component: cytoplasm. The record is from RefSeq and is a predicted model, not a curated record. The coding region runs from base 87 to 1277 and encodes 396 amino acids.